GAGGGGAGAGGGGACACUCAUGUGAUGGCGCUCGUCUCUCCUCUCAUUCCGCUUACAUUCUAUUCACGAGACAACGUGCGGUCACGUCGCGCCGAUCUUCAAUUCGUUCUCGACACCGAUCAACGUUGAUCAAUCAGUUUCGCCGAGGAGUAUCACUUUAAGAAUAAAAGAUGCACAGACUACCUACUAUAUUGAGAGGAGCUGCUCUGCGCCAAUUACAGGUGCGCACUUAUGCCAAAGAUGUGCGUUUCGGAGCGGACGUUCGUGCCUUGAUGUUGCAAGGUGUAGACAUUUUGGCAGAUGCCGUUGCCGUGACAAUGGGUCCUAAAGGUCGUAACGUUAUCUUGGAACAAAGCUGGGGAAGUCCAAAAAUUACAAAGGAUGGCGUGACUGUGGCAAAAGGCAUCGAAUUAAAAGAUAAGUUUCAAAAUAUUGGAGCUAAAUUGGUGCAAGAUGUAGCUAACAAUACCAAUGAGGAAGCUGGUGAUGGUACCACAACAGCAACUAUAUUAGCUAGAGCUAUAGCCAAAGAGGGAUUUGAGAAGAUUAGCAAAGGUGCAAAUCCUGUAGAAAUCAGACGAGGUGUAAUGCUGGCAGUAGACAAAGUCAAAGAUGAAUUGAAAACUUUGAGCAAACCAGUUACGACACCCGAGGAAAUCGCCCAAGUAGCAACAAUAUCCGCUAACGGUGACAAAGCUGUCGGCAACUUGAUAUCUGACGCCAUGAAGAAGGUCGGGAAGGAAGGUGUGAUUACCGUAAAGGAUGGCAAAACACUCACCGAUGAGUUGGAGGUCAUAGAAGGAUUGAAAUUUGAUAGAGGCUACAUCUCUCCAUACUUCAUCAAUUCCAGUAAAGGAGCCAAAGUUGAAUUUCAAGAUGCGCUCCUUCUCUUUAGCGAAAAGAAAAUCUCCUCCGUUCAAAGCAUUAUCCCCGCCUUAGAACUGGCCAACUCGCAACGCAAGCCCCUCGUAAUAAUUGCCGAGGAUGUAGAUGGCGAAGCUUUGUCGACACUUGUUGUCAAUCGUUUGAAAAUCGGAUUGCAAGUAGCUGCGGUUAAAGCUCCUGGUUUCGGUGACAAUAGAAAAGCUACUCUUCAAGAUAUGGCAAUAUCCACUGGUGGCAUUGUAUUCGGCGAUGACGCUAAUCUUGUCAAACUGGAGGACGUCCAGGCAAGCGACUUGGGUCAGGUAGGAGAAAUCAUCAUCACGAAAGAUGACACUCUCAUUUUGAAAGGCAAAGGAAAAAAGGCUGAUAUCGACAGGAGAGCCGAUCAGAUUAGAGAUCAAAUCGAGAAUACUACGUCCGACUACGAAAAGGAGAAACUGCAGGAACGUUUGGCAAGGUUAGCAUCCGGAGUCGCCGUCUUAAGGGUUGGCGGAAGCAGCGAAGUAGAAGUUAACGAGAAGAAGGACCGUGUGCACGAUGCCCUCAAUGCCACUCGCGCCGCUGUCGAGGAAGGAAUUGUUCCCGGAGGCGGCACCGCUCUGUUGAGAUGUAUACCAGCAUUGCGACAGCUCAAGGCAGUGAACAGCGAUCAGGAGACAGGAAUCAAAAUUGUAGCGAAUGCUCUGCGUAUGCCGUGUCUACAGAUCGCGCUAAAUGCCGGCGUCGAUGCUAGUGUGGUGGUGGCCAAAGUGAGCGAGGGCAAAUUAGGUUACGAUGCUUUGAAGGACGAAUAUGUCGACAUGAUUGAAAAGGGUAUCAUCGAUCCCACGAAAGUCGUACGCACUGCGCUCACUGAUGCGGCUGGCGUUGCAUCACUGUUGACAACGGCGGAAGCGGUCGUCACUGAAUUACCGAAGGAGGAACCGCAAAUGCCAAUGGGCGGCGGUAUGGGUGGUAUGGGAGGAAUGGGUGGCAUGGGUGGUAUGGGCAUGUAAAAAAAGAAAGACAAAGACUGAGAAAAAGAGCCUAUACUGCGAUCCUGUUUUUAUGAGACACAAAACGUCGCGCAAUGUUGUUAAAAUAGUUCCGGACUUUUAGCUCAGUUCGAACGGAACAGAGAUCCGGUCAGUUUGUAUUUUGAAACAUUACAGCCGAUAACAUACGACGCAUCUAAUACGAAUCCAUCAUUCGAAGACUCAGUUUAUUUUAUAUUGCUUCUGUUCUAAGGAUCUGUAACAUUGUUACAAAACGUAUACUUCAUGCAGGUCAUUCAUUCUUUUUCAUUUAAUAACUGAGUAUAUGUAGUGCAUAUAAGAAUAUUUUAAAUAUGCAAAUGCGUCUAAUGUAAAAAAAUGAUUACUACAUUAUGAAAUGUGUUGAUAUGUUUAUACAGGUGAUUUUGGUGGCGAAUUAACAACUUAACCAAUUACAUGAUAACUUUUAAAUAAA
Cataglyphis hispanica is the source of this 2334-nucleotide messenger RNA. RefSeq names its product heat shock protein 60A-like. Bases 171 to 1880 code for a protein of 569 amino acids. The record is from RefSeq and is a predicted model, not a curated record. Lineage: Eukaryota; Metazoa; Arthropoda; Insecta; Hymenoptera; Formicidae. Gene Ontology annotation, biological process: apoptotic mitochondrial changes; mitochondrial unfolded protein response; protein import into mitochondrial intermembrane space. The transcript is spliced from 5 exons. Gene Ontology annotation, cellular component: mitochondrial matrix; mitochondrial inner membrane. Gene Ontology annotation, molecular function: ATP-dependent protein folding chaperone; protein-folding chaperone binding; ATP binding.